AUGAACUUCAAUAAUGAUACAGCCAACAAACAGUCCCAUUCCUUACCACCAAAUGUCCUCAUUCGUGUGUUCGAAAACCUCCCCAUAAGUUCACUUGCUAAUGUAGCAAUGGCCUCGAGGAGGUUCAAAGUCCUUGCCUACGACGACGAGAUCUGGGAUACCAAAUUGAAGAUUAUGCUAGAAUCUGACACUGGCGCUCUAGCUGCCCUUCUUGAGGAUCCCAAUGCCAAACUGUCACUCAUUGACAAGGACACCAGCUUUCUUAUUAACAAUAAGCCUCUCAAUACACUUAUUCCUGGGAUGUCCCGAGAUCCCUACAAUGAGAGAGCAAGAGCAAAGUCCACAGGUCACGCAAGAGAGCGGUUUAAGGAACUUUAUAUCCGGAUUGCACCCUAUUACCUUGACCUUCGCAAUAUUAAUGGAAAAUCUAAAGUUCUUCAAGACUUUGGUUCAGCCCCAGAAACAUGCGGCAAAACAUUGAACUUGCUGGUUGGGCUGGGAAAAUGCAAAGUUGUUGAUGAUUGGAGAGAACUUAAUGAUACUGUGGAAGCUUUGUGUCAGUACUUUGAGAGCGCUUCUCUUCAUGAGUUUGAAAUUGCUUAUGAUUCUAACAAACCUGCUGAAAUGAAGGUUUACGCACAUGCUAUCAUUGCAUUGAACGGAGGAUCGCUUUGCAUUCAAACCUUUCUUCAGAAGCACCCGAUAUUUUAUGAUAACCCAUUCAAACCCGAAGAUAACUUUGUUUCUUCAGGUCUUGAUAUUGACUCGCUCAAGAACUUAUUUGCUGCAAUCACAGACGCAAUGAAACAACAGGCCGAACUGAUCAUUCAAGUAUUUCCACCAAGUGCAGAUGUCUUUUAUAUGUUUGCCGAUAGAGUAUUCGAGGAUGUGAUGGCAGACUAUGUUACACAGCUUCUGGGAAGGGCACAAACCAUAGACUCCAGCAAUUAUCUCUAUGCUAUAUCUUCCAUACUCACUCUAGUCUAUUCUCUUGUCGAUGUAAUUACCGGAGAUGAUGUUGCAAUUAGGAUUGAUAAAGAACGAGGUAUAAAUCUCCUCUACAAAUUAUUCUUUCCCUUGUUGGAUGAUUAUCUCGAGGAAGAAAAGAAGUAUGUGGAAAAAAAGUAUGGAAAAGAAAUUGCCGACUGGAAUCAAUCUUCCGGGGAACGCCGGGAUGAUCCUUCGGUCCGGUUAACUAACCAAUCCCGUGAAUUGUUUAAGCGCAAUUAUCUCUUGGCAUUCAAAAAAGUUAUCGCAUUACCUAUUGACCUGGUCUCUUCUGCAGCAACAACCAUUGCUUCUCCUUUUCAGCGGUCUAUGCAAUUCUCCUUCAAGUCCGAAGACAAGACCGCCAACAAACGUGCUUCUUCAACCCUAGCAUCAGUUGAAUCCACCUCAUCCUCUACUAGCUUCUCUCCUCAAUCAACACCCCCUUCUACUCCAAAAAAUUCUGUUUCUAUCCCUCGACAUCAAAAGACCAACUCAACCACCUCGAUCUCAAAAUCGCCUGUCAACGAAUCCUCAUCCCUUCAUUCUCGCCAGUCCUCUAGGAACUCUAUCCCCACACCAACCACCCCAGAAACAAAAUCAUUAGAGCCUUCUGAUGCCCUUGAAAAUGCUCAACAUGAACUCGAUGCACUACAGAACCUGUUGAGUUUGAGCGUUGCGGUUAAUAUGAUUCAUGUAAAUAAGGAUUCUGAACGGAGAGUCCAGAGAUUUAUCAAUAUUGGAUUCCCUGGAAGAAUGAAACAAGAUAUUCAAAAAACAUUCGAAGCCAUCUUUAUAAAUCUACUCAAAACGCUUGGCCAUGAUCACAUUCAAACAGCUUUUGAAAGAGCAUCCAAGAGACUUUUAUCUUAUAAGCCAGACCCAGAAUCUCUAAAGUUUAACAAUGGCGAAGUACCUCCUUUGACAGAAUUCUUUGGAAUGGUACAUCUUGCAGAUUUGAUGCAGCAUAUGAUCCAGGCUUACUACGAUGAAGAAAUUACAAAAUAUGUAGACAAACAUGAUUUUAUGAACGAUAUCAACAAGGAGAAAAAGUCGUUUGAAAGAUUGUUGGAUGAUUGUGUGGCCCAGGGUAUGGAUCAUGGAAUUCAGGUUCUGCUGGCUCAAGUAGAGAUGAUUCUUUCUACUGAGCAAAAGCCGGAAGAUUACAACCCACCCAGUGAUAUUGAUGUAGAUCUUAAACCCACAAAGGCUUGUUUUGAUGCAAUCGAAUGUCUUAAAAAGAAUAUUUCUAUGCUUUCUGGAGCAGCAGAAAAAUCGACAAUGGAUCUCUUCUUUAGUGAGAUUGGUCGUCGAUUUUUUGAGGUUCUAUGUAAGCAUCUCAAGGCUCAGACAGUAAAUGAGAUGGGUGGUUUAAGAUACAUCUGCGAUAUGAAUGCGUACUAUGCGUUUGCAGUAGAUCUGAAGCAAAGAGCUAUCACACCUUACUUUUCUGCACUCAAAUCACUCUCCAACGUAUACAUUAUUACAUCACCGCAGGAUAUUAAGAGCGUCAUCCAUGAUUUGGAAAGGUAUCAUGGUUUGAUGCGUAUUGAAGAUCUUUUCGAAUUUGCAUCCUGCCGAGCAGAUUGGCCAAUCAUCAAGAAGGUCGUUCAAAAAGACAUGACAGAUUGCAGUAUCAUGUAA
Messenger RNA from Phycomyces blakesleeanus NRRL 1555(-), 2631 nucleotides. RefSeq lists its product as hypothetical. The transcript has 15 exons. The coding region runs from base 1 to 2631 and encodes 876 amino acids. Gene Ontology annotation, molecular function: protein binding. The record is from RefSeq and is a predicted model, not a curated record. Gene Ontology annotation, cellular component: cytoplasm; exocyst. NCBI's taxonomy places the organism in Eukaryota, Fungi, Mucoromycota, Mucoromycetes, Mucorales, Phycomycetaceae. Gene Ontology annotation, biological process: exocytosis; Golgi to plasma membrane transport.